This is a messenger RNA of Salarias fasciatus (jewelled blenny), 886 nucleotides long. RefSeq names its product SIX homeobox 3b (gene six3b). The transcript has 2 exons. The coding region runs from base 43 to 876 and encodes 277 amino acids. The record is from RefSeq and is a predicted model, not a curated record. Gene Ontology annotation, molecular function: RNA polymerase II cis-regulatory region sequence-specific DNA binding; DNA-binding transcription factor activity, RNA polymerase II-specific. Gene Ontology annotation, cellular component: transcription regulator complex; nucleus. Gene Ontology annotation, biological process: regulation of transcription by RNA polymerase II; eye development. NCBI's taxonomy places the organism in Eukaryota, Metazoa, Chordata, Actinopteri, Blenniiformes, Blenniidae.
AAGCGCACCGAGUCUCCGCUCCGGCUUCGCUCUGUGUUCCAGAUGGUUUUCAGAUCACCGCUCGACUUUUUCUCCGCAUCCCGUCUCCUCCUGCCUCACUUUGCGGAUGGGCCCCCGGUCGUGCCUCGCUCCCGGUCCCCGGACGACUCCCCCACCGCCUGCGCUCCUCUCGCCCUCCCGGGACUGUGUUUCUCCGCCGCGCAGAUCGCCAGCGUGUGCGAGACUCUGGAGGAGACCGGAGACAUCGAGCGGCUGGCCCGCUUCCUCUGGUCCCUCCCGGUGACAGCGGACGGCCGCGACUCCAUCUCCGAGCACGAGUCCGUGCAGCGGGCUCGCGCCGUCGUGGCCUAUCACACGGGAAGUUUCCGCGAGCUCUAUCACAUCCUGGAGACGCACCGCUUUACGCGCGCCUCCCACGGGAAGCUGCAGGCGAUGUGGCUGGAAGCGCACUACCGGGAGGCGGAGAAGCUCCGGGGGAGACCGCUCGGACCCGUGGACAAGUACCGCGUGAGGAAGAAGUUCCCUUUACCGAGGACCAUCUGGGACGGCGAGCAGAAGACGCACUGCUUCAAGGAGCGCACCCGGGGGCUGCUGAGAGAGUGGUACCUGCAGGACCCCUACCCCAACCCGGGGAAGAAGAGGGAGCUGGCACACGCCACCGGACUGACGCCGACCCAAGUUGGGAACUGGUUCAAGAACCGGAGACAGAGAGACCGAGCGGCAGCAGCCAAAAACAGGUUGCAGCAUCAUCGGAUGUGUUCAGACGGAGUGCGCGCGCUGAGCGGAGGAGACUGCAGUCCCGCCGGGAGCGCAGAGCGCGCCGAUGGUGAAACGCUCCUCUCAGUUACGGACAGUGACUCUGACCUGGAUGUCUGAGACCUUUUGA